CGUUCAGUUGGAGAACACCCCCAGAGCAAGAGGCUGGUCUCUCCACCCUAAUUCGGCCUCCAUUUGACAGGAAAAUGCCCUCCUCUCUCAAACUGCCCCUCCCGCCGAUGUAGACAACCCAGAGUUCUUGUGGAAGGAAGGGAGAGGCAGCGUGUGUCCGGGACCUUUGAUGUUUCUCUUUCCCCACAGGGUGGACCAGAUCGUGGGUAGGGGACCUGGUGACCGGAAGAGUCGGGAGAAGGGUGAAAAGGGGCCCUCCGACUCAGAGGUGGUGGAUGAAAUCAGCAUGAUGGGACGCGUGGUCAAGGUGGAGAAGCAGGUGCAGUCCAUCGAGCACAAGCUGGACCUGCUGUUGGGUUUCUAUUCGCGCUGCCUACGCUCUGGCACGUCAGCCAGCCUGGGUACCGUGCAAUUGCCGCUCUUCGACCCCGACAUCACCUCCGACUACCACAGCCCUGUGGACCACGAGGACAUCUCCGUCUCCGCACAGACGCUCAGCAUCUCUCGUUCCGUCAGCACCAACAUGGAUUGAGGGGCUUCUUAGGAACAGGGCAGCAAUCGGCCCGGCGAUUGGACCCGCCCACUGAGCCUCUCUUACUUGAACUCGCUCCCUUGCGGAGAGAGAGGCCACUUGCAGUAUUGAGCUGUCUGGGUGGGCCAGAUAACCUGCAGUGGGUGACAACCGCCCCGCCCACACCCCAGGAGCGUGAGAUGCCAGGCCGCGUGGAGGAGGGCAGCAGCAUCGGCUGCUCGGUGGCCUCUGGGCUCCCCAGUACCCUGCCUGCUCCAUCAAGGCCCGACAUGGCCCACCCGGCAGGGGCACUGUCCCAGGAGUGGGAGUGGGGCCCUGGGCCCUGACCCAGCUUCCAGCUAUGCAAGGUGAGGUCUCUGGCCCACCCUUCGGACAGAGCAGGGAAGCCCUCCCGCCAAGUCCCCACCCCACUUGGGGAUGGGCCCAAGGUGCCCCCACAGGUACCCACAAAGCACAGGACCCUGCCACAGGCAGGUGGGCACCAUAUAUGCAAACUAUGUUAAAUAUGCAACUUGGGGACCCCCAUGGGGUCCCUCUGCCCCUCCCCCAUUGGGAGAUGGGCCCCAGCAGUAGCUGGUCUCAGGCUGCUUGGCCAUGCCUCCAACCCUAUUCUUUGGCUUAUCACUCCAUCCCCACUCAGCAUGGGAUCUGGUUCUCCCUUUCCCUCUCCCAGGGGCCUUUCAUCCCAUUUUCAGUUGUCACCUCCCAGGAACUCCCUCUUCCUGCUGGAUGCCCAUUCCCAUUGUUGGCACUCCAGACACCUUUGACAGCAUAAAUUUCUGUACUCUCCCCAAACUUCCCAGACAGUGCUUCAUGGACAGUCACACAAAUAUGGCCCUGUAGUUUCUCUAUAGGGAAAGCCUCACACUCACUCUGAUGCACACAAUCACACACCUGAGACAUGAGCACAGAGCCACUCAGGUCUUUCCCAGGCCUCUGCCACAGAUGCCAGUGAGCUGGCCUUGCAGGGAGAUGCUCACUAAGAGGAUGCUUCUCGCUCCCUCUGGGAAGGAUAGGAAGCUUUACAGUGAUCCCAGGUCCCUCCAGGCCCUACCCAGAACCUAACAACUCCCCUUCCUCAAGAAGAUAGAUUUCUUCUCCAGGAGCUCUAGCUACAGUCUCUGCCUGCCCCAAGGACCUCCUUAGUGUCCCUAUAGCAUAACUCAGACCCAGGAUUCUGUGGAGAAACCCCAGGCCCACCACCCUUCCUAGUUACUCUAACUCUCAGAGAGAACAAUAAUGCAUCUAGCGGCUAUACCAACUGUGCACCUGGCUGUCACAUGCACCAUCCUCUGCCCCACUUCUUCACUUCAGUUAGCAGCCCUGCAUACUGGCAUAAGUGCCCAUCCAACUUCAGGCCCCCAGUACCACUUCCCAAUUCCGGUCCCUUUGUUCCUCUUCUGCAAAACCAAUGCAGGUGGCAGGAGAGUGAGGGGUAGUGGACCAAGGGUAACACUCUGUGGGUGCUAGGGAACAAGGGACUAAGGCCAGGCUGCCUGCAUCUCAUACUAGAGACCUGCAUGCACCAGCGCCAGGGCUUGGGCUGGAUCUUGCUCAGCCUCAUGGUGCCCAGCCUCUGCCCUACCAUGCCCUUUGCAUGUACCAUCAUGCCCUGGAUGGAGCCUCACCUGCACUGCACUGUCCCCAGAGAGCCACACUAUCCACCCACUUAGAGACAGAACUAUGGAGAGGGCCAGGAGAAGAGGAUCGCCCUGUGACCAAAAGAGACAUGGGAAAAGGCCCUCCCUCCUUCCACGAUCGAGGUUCCCCCACCAACCCCGUUCUCGGAUAUGCAAGUACCUCACUUUGUUAACUUAUUAACUUAUUGGUUUCAUUAAAGUUUUCAGUAGGAGGUGGUUGGUUUUGGUUUUGUUCAGUUGCUGUGGGUGAAGCUCUUGGUUUUGGGGUGGGAACAGUUGUACUCUGCUGUAAACAAUAAAAACACAACCCGUAUGUCUUAAGCAAAAAAUGAAACAUCAGCUCAGAGAAUAAAAAAUUCUAGGGGAUA
Messenger RNA from Castor canadensis (American beaver), 2540 nucleotides. Lineage: Eukaryota; Metazoa; Chordata; Mammalia; Rodentia; Castoridae. The record is from RefSeq and is a predicted model, not a curated record.